Pyrus x bretschneideri (Chinese white pear) is the source of this 2181-nucleotide messenger RNA. RefSeq names its product phenolic glucoside malonyltransferase 1-like. The coding region runs from base 619 to 2088 and encodes 489 amino acids. The transcript has 3 exons. The record is from RefSeq and is a predicted model, not a curated record. NCBI's taxonomy places the organism in Eukaryota, Viridiplantae, Streptophyta, Magnoliopsida, Rosales, Rosaceae.
UUUUUCCAAGAAGCUUGCUGCUUCUUUUCUUUUUGUUUGUCCAACUUCGUAGAGAGUGAAAGCGAGUGAGAGGUGUGAUACAGUUCAUAAACUUAUCACCCAAAUAUCCUGGUCUUGAGUUAGCAAACUUUGAAUACCAACACCGGUAGUUUGUUUUGAAGAUAACAGGAACGGCGAUGGUGGUGUUUUGCUUCUCUAUUUGCUAAAGGUUUUGAAGAGGGAAAGAUUUGACAAUGCACAGGGAAAAGCUGCUGGGCGAUGUGAUGGAGAAGAAGGGUUCUGGGUUGGCGGAAUACUAAAACCGUGGUUGUUUGGAGUGACAUGUCACUGUAUUGUUGGGCCACAUAGCAUGGAUGCAUUACCGAAACAAAAUUAUUAGAAAGGUGGGAUCUAUCAUCCACUUCGAAAAAUAUGUCCCGCUAUAUGUCAAGUAAAUGUCUCAUCCACACUUGCAAUUUGCACAACCAAACUCUAUCUUCUUCCUUUCUUGUGCAUAUCAUCUCACCCUCAUUCACUCUUUUCUCCGGCCCAUCCCAAUCCGUCUCUCUUCUUCGGUUUCUUCUAAAAUUUUCGAUUUUGAAACUGAAACCAACCGUGUGAAAAUUUUCUGUUCAGCUCAUGGUUUCAGGGGUCCAGCUUUCUUUUCCAUCUCCGAUGGCAAAACUAGGCUCCGUCAAAGUUAUUGAGGUUUGCAGGGUAGCUCCCAAACCAAGCUCGCCGCUGGACUCCGCCCACCCGGAUGAUGUGUCUCUUCCUCUAACAUUCUUUGACCUCCGCUGGCUAAGGUUCCCACCGCCUCAAUUCCUUUCCUUCUACAACAUGCCUUCUUUCGACCCAUCACACUUCUUCGAUUCCAUAUUUCCGAAACUUAAAACCUCGCUUUCUGCCACCUUCCAACACUUUGUACCUCUAGCAGGAAACCUCACCUGGCCUCUAGACUCCCCUAUACCCGUUCUCAAUUAUGUCAAAGGCGAUGCAAUUUUGCUCACAAUCGCCGAGUCUGAUGCUGAUUUCCACCGUCUAAUUUCAACCAACAACUUUGACAUUGAAGCCAAAGAAUACCAUCCUCUUGAACCCCAAUUGGCAGUGUCUCAUGACAAAGCUGCUGUGCUGGCAUUGCAAAUAACCGUCUUUCCCAAUGGCGGUUUUUCAAUUGGAUCAGCCAUGCACAAGGCUGUCUUUGAUGGCUUAUCUGCAUUUUCGUUUUUCAAAUUUUGGGGUCACUUAUGCAAACAUGGAGGAAGAGAAGGAGGAGGACCGCCACCCUUGCCAACUUACAACAGAAAGGUCAUUAAGGACCCUGCCGGGCUCCAAGCAAUCUUCUCAAACGAGUGGUUAAGAUUGGGUGGUCCAAACAAUAGAACCUUAAUGCUUUUUGAGGUUGGAGGUCCAGGAGACAGAAUUCGAGGCACCUUCGAGUUCACACGAGCUAAAAUCGAAAUGUUAAGGCGGUCAGUGAUGAGGACUAUGAAGGCAAAGAAGAAGGAACAAGCUGAUCAUUCAAAACUAUUGCAUUUGUCGACAAAUUUGCUAACAUGUGCCUAUACAUGGGUUUGCUUAGUUAGGGCUGAAGAGAUCAAGACAGAGAAAGUAGUAUUCAUCCUUCACGUGGACUGCCGGUCGCGCUUAGACCCUCCCCUACCACCAACCUAUUUCGGGAAUUGCAUCGCAGGACAUAGUGUAGUUGCGAAAACAAAAGACCUACUGGGAGAAGAUGGACUGUUAGUGGCCUUGAAUGCUAUUAGUGAAGUUAUAAAAAGUUUAGACAAGACCCUUUUGGAGGGUGCAGAGACUUGGGUCUCAAGAAUCUUGAAUACACUACUGCAGCCUAGUACUGAUAGAAUAAUUACCACCGCUGUUCAACAUGGUUCACCCCAGUUUGAGUUUUACGAUGCAGCGGAUUUCGGAUGGGGGAGACCAACGAAGCACGAGAUAGUUUCGAUAGAUGGAACAGGGGCGAUGUCUUAUCAAAAGAGCAAGAAUGGCGAUGGUGCGGUUGAGGUUGGGUUGGUUUUGCAAAAACGUUACAUGAAGGCUUUUGCUUACCUAUUUGCUGAAGGUCUUGGAGAAAAAUUAAGCCGUAUGUAGUAGCAUACUACUAAAGCUUUGUGUGUCGUACUGUGAUUUUUCUCGGUUUAUUUUGUGUGAUUUGCAGAUUAAUAAAAAUGGUUUUCGAUUUCA